AUGGACUCUCUUAGCAUACCGCCUCCUGUGAUAGAUUGGCUCUUCAAAGUAACACAGCCCUACUAUGACGGCAGGGCCACAUUCAGGGAUGUAUUGUACACAUUGAGCGAAUACCGCAACUUGAGACCUCGGACAAAGACAUAUACGGACUCGCAGGGCAAGUCGGCACUACUAUUGUGUUUAUACGGUGUCAUCGAGAGCGGGCAGAUAGCGGUACCGGUGCUUAUUUGGAUCCCUUUGGAAUACCCUAUUUUAGCACCGUACGUGUACUUAGACCUUGACUCCCUCCGAGAUUACAAGAUCAAGCCAAAUGGAGUCGCUGAUUCUAACGGUUUAUUUUCGCUGUCUGCGAUACACAAUUGGGAUGCCCAAGUAUCCAACCUACGGGACCUUGUGCAGGAGCUCACAUCGGUGAUUCUAGAGGACACGCCGGUCAUGUCCAGUACUGGUGCCGCAUUGGAAAACCCACCACUCCCUGAACGAAUAAGUUUAGCGCCCUCUUUUUCGCCGAAUAUCAACUCCUUUGCCGAAGACAUGACGCGGGCAACACUGCACGGGCAAGAGCGGCCGCCUGCGCCAGAACUGCCACCUAAACCUUUUUCCAAAACUCCUUCGGCAACUUCAUUCCUUAGGACUCCUUCAGAAGCCCCAACAGGUGCUAUACAUCCCGCUAGCUCUCUUAAAGACGCACCCGAAACUCUCGAGUCACAAAUAUCUCAGCUUAGCCUCAUGGACAUUGAUGCAGGGGACCAACAAAACCUGUCUCACACGAAAGCACUUACAGCCCUACAUGAGGCAGUAGCCUUGCUAGCAGAGCAAGACCAUAGAACUGUACAGGAUACACUCCGUAGCAGGAUGUUAGCAGUGCAGAACGCUAAAAUCCAAUUUCGCAACAUAUGUGACCACGAAAUGACCAUGGUAGGCCAGAAGGAGACCAUCCUGAGCAAAAGACAUGAAGCUUUAGUAAAUGGCUUAGACCACAUCAAGGCACAGCUGAAUAAAGCCCAGCUGUAUGUUCAGGAUCACGGUCCCGAGUGUGAUCUACAAUCAAUACUGGUUCCGGAAACUCCCGGCAUUCAACAGCUCAGAGAGCUUGUUGCUCAAGAUCAUGCUAUUUCUGACACCAUCACUGCGCUUAGUAGAAUGCUGGGCCAAGAUAUAAUCUCCAUUGAUUCCUUUAUGAGGAAUGUUAGAGCUUUGGGGCGAGAUCAGUUUAUGAUCCGUCUCCACAUCAAUAAGAUCAUGGGCGUGGUAACGGCAUAA
This is a messenger RNA of Lachancea dasiensis, 1263 nucleotides long. The record is from the annotation of a GenBank genome assembly. Lineage: Eukaryota; Fungi; Ascomycota; Saccharomycetes; Saccharomycetales; Saccharomycetaceae.